AUGCGUCGCCCGGCAUUGCUAAUUGCGCAGCGGCUUUCCAUCAUUCAAACCUGCCUACACCGGAUACCCUCACCCAGACCAAUUGCUCGUGCGUCGUGGUCGCGAUCGUCCCAUACACUUUCCCCGGGCUCUCCGAAGCCUGGGCACACUGGCGGUUCCCCUCCUGAUCACCGUCUCUUAGCCGCUGCUCAGGACCUCCUCAUAACCCACCCGGUAUCCCCUGGUUCACCACUAUUUCUUCCUCACGGUUCUCGCAUUUUUAACAAACUCAUCAGCUUCAUCCGCUCGCAGUACACCCUCUACGGAUACGAGGAAGUCAUCACACCAACUAUAUACAAGAAAUCACUAUGGGAAACCUCCGGACAUUGGGAAAACUACAACGAACACAUGUUCAAAGUGGAGGCAGGUGAAGAGUUCGGGCUAAAACCAAUGAACUGUCCCGGACAUUGCUUACUGUUCAAACACGCUGCGGGCAAACUGAGCCUGAGGGAUUUACCGGUCAGAUAUGCAGACUUCUCCCCAUUACAUAGGAAUGAGAAUUCUGGAUCAUUGAGCGGUCUCACUAGAGUGCGGAGAUUUCAUCAGGACGAUGCUCACAUCUUCUGCCGGCCGUCCCAAAUUUCCCAAGAAAUAUCAUCAACCCUACGGUUCAUCCAAACGGUCUACAAGGUAUUUCAUCUCCCGCCCUACAAACUGAGGCUGUCCACGAGGCCAAAGGAGGGUUACAUGGGAUCGCUGGAGGAAUGGGAUCGGGCUGAGGCAGCCCUGAAGGCAUCUCUGGAUAAAUCAGGCCAGGAUUGGGCGAUUAAUGAGGGAGACGGCGCGUUUUAUGGACCGAAAAUUGACACCAUUCUCACGGAUUCUGAUGGAAAGGAACACCAAACGGCAACAAUUCAAUUGGACUUUCAGCUGCCUCGAAGACUCGGGUUAAAUUACUUUGCACCUGCUCCAGCCGCAGAGCAGAAGGGAAUCCUCAGUACGGACCCCGAGCAGCUGAAGGAGUCCGGUUUCGUCACGCCUCAUUACAACGGCAAAUGGCCUUUUUGGCUUUCACCUCGGCAGGCGAUCGUGAUUCCGGUUGCUAUGACGGAUGAAAUAGUGGCAUAUGCACGAGCAAUGAGCAGACGCACCUUCAAUGUCGACAUUGACGAAAGCGGGGGCCUCCUCUCCAGGAAGGUUAGAGCGGCUAGAAUUAAGCAUUACAAUUACAUUAUUGUUGUUGGAGAAAAGAAUCUUCAAGCAAAGACUGUUAGCCUGGGCUCGGCUUCUCCUCGGCAUCAGGAGCAGGGGCACGAAGAAGGGGUGGAAAAAGGUCUGAAAGACAUGUCAGUGGAAGAGGUUUAUCAAAAGUUUGUCGAACUAGAGAAUGAGUAUGCAUAG
Molecule: messenger RNA, 1380 nt
Organism: Tuber melanosporum (Perigord truffle)
Lineage: Eukaryota; Fungi; Ascomycota; Pezizomycetes; Pezizales; Tuberaceae
Exons: 5
Coding region: 1-1380 (459 amino acids)
Biological process (GO): threonyl-tRNA aminoacylation
Cellular component (GO): cytoplasm
Molecular function (GO): ATP binding; threonine-tRNA ligase activity
Source: RefSeq, a predicted model, not a curated record